GUCUCUCUCUCUCUCGCUCGCUCUCUCUAGCUUUUUUUUUUUUGUCUACCUCACCUCUUCUUCUGCUCUCCUCUUAUUGAUUCAUAGUGAGGAGGAUACACACAGUCAGAGGAGCCCGGCUAUUCUGCCACACUGGAGUUAAUCAAGUUGAUGCGUACCGCUGCAGGUUAUGAGGACGGCAGGAUGGAGUUCCCAGACCACAGCAGACAUUUACUCCAGUGUCUGAGCGAGCAGCGGCACCAGGGCUUCCUGUGUGACUCCACGGUGCUGGUGGGCGAUGCCCAGUUCCGUGCCCACCGGGCCGUGCUGGCCUCCUGCAGCAUGUACUUUCACCUUUUCUACAAGGACCAGCUAGACAAGAGAGACGUGGUGCACCUCAACAGUGACAUUGUAACUGCGCCGGCCUUCUCCCUUCUGCUGGAGUUCAUGUACGAGGGCAAGCUGCAGUUCCAGGACCUUCCUGUAGAGGAUGUGCUAGCAGCGGCGAGCUACCUGCACAUGUAUGACAUUGUCAAGGUGUGCAAGAAGCGUUUAAAGCAGAAGGCCACAGCGGAAGCAGACAGCACUCGCAGAGAGGACGAUGGCGGGUCCAGCUGCUCUGACAAGGCCGACAGUCUAUCGGAAGGUUCGACGGGUCGGCCUAUUUCUGCAGACCUGCUUCACAGUGAUGAAGAGGAGGAGGGGAAGGCUGAGGGAGGUCCACUGUGGCUGAGGCUGCCGUCUGCGGGCAGACCAGUGACCCCAGGUGUGGCUCGGACCAGCCCAGGGCAUGGUGAGCCUGAAGCUCAGGCAGGUGAAGGCCUGGGCGAGGGGGGGAAGGUGCUCUCCCCGGCCGGCAGCCCCAGCAGCUCCACUGGAUCUCUCUCCCAGAGGUCCCACCGCUCGCUGAAUUCUCGUGGAGGGCACAGAGGCAGGAGGGUGUCGAACGAUGCUGCUGACUGCGUCCUGGAUCUGUCAGUGAAGCCCAUAGCCGGUAGCAACCACACCAACCACCAUCAAUCGUUUUUCAGUGGGGCGGUGACACCGGACAGCCUGCAGAGCCCCUUGGCUGUGAGGGUGAAGGUGGAGAGGGGUGUAGCUUCAGAUGAAGAAGAUGAGUUAGGAGGUGGGGACUAUGACAUGGAGCACAGCGGCCUCAACAAAACCCAGGUUCCCAGCACUAAUGGAGGUCUGAGCCACCACGGGGUUGGGGGCCCUCUGUCGGCCCAGCGAAGGCUCGGGCUGGAGGCGCACCUGUCCGCUCUGCGAGAGGCGUCUCUGGCCUCGGAGCUGGAGCGGGACGAGAAGCCUCCAGCCUCAGCAGACGACGAGGACAUACUGGGAGGAGAAAACGAGCGUGCUCAGGCUGAGGCGGCCAGCAUGGACACGUCGCUGCUGCCUUACGUCUCCAACAUGCUGUCAGCUCAGCACACCCAGAUCUUCAUGUGCCCGCUGUGCAACAAGGUUUUCCCCUCCCCUCACAUUCUCCAGCUUCACCUCAGCUCCCACUUCAGGGAGCAGGAGGGCAUCCGCUCCAAGCCCGCCGGAGACGUCAACGUGCCCACGUGCACCAUCUGCAGCAAAACCUUCUCCUGCAUGUACACUCUGAAGCGCCACGAGCGAACUCACUCCGGUGAAAAACCCUACACCUGCACCACCUGUGGCAAGAGCUUCCAGUACUCUCACAACCUCAGUCGCCACGCAGUGGUGCACACGCGCGAGAAGCCGCACGCUUGCAAGUGGUGCGAGCGGCGCUUCACGCAAUCCGGGGACCUCUACCGACACAUCCGCAAGUUCCACUGCGAACUGGUCAACUCGCUGUCCGUGAAGAGCGAGCCGCUGGCACUGCCCAACGUCAGGGACUGGGCGAUUGAGGACAGCUCCCAGGAACUGUGGAAGUAGAAACAGACUGGUGAUGAAGGGAAAGAGACGGAGAGUAAAAAAAAAAAAGGGCGCAGAGGUUUGGGGAGGUGGAAGGAAGGUGGCAGAGUUAGUCGGGGUUUAAGUGAAUUAUGUUCUUAUUUGUUGCAACAUCUCAUUCAACUGCACUUUAAUAGCACAUGAAAAUGUUACUACUGAGUUAUUUUGUUG
Nematolebias whitei (Rio pearlfish) is the source of this 2070-nucleotide messenger RNA. RefSeq names its product zinc finger and BTB domain containing 18 (gene zbtb18). The transcript has 2 exons. The coding region runs from base 151 to 1881 and encodes 576 amino acids. NCBI's taxonomy places the organism in Eukaryota, Metazoa, Chordata, Actinopteri, Cyprinodontiformes, Rivulidae. Gene Ontology annotation, molecular function: RNA polymerase II cis-regulatory region sequence-specific DNA binding; protein binding; DNA-binding transcription factor activity, RNA polymerase II-specific. The record is from RefSeq and is a predicted model, not a curated record. Gene Ontology annotation, cellular component: nucleus. Gene Ontology annotation, biological process: regulation of transcription by RNA polymerase II.